Molecule: messenger RNA, 7866 nt
Organism: Parasteatoda tepidariorum (common house spider)
Lineage: Eukaryota; Metazoa; Arthropoda; Arachnida; Araneae; Theridiidae
Product: multidrug resistance-associated protein 1
Biological process (GO): transmembrane transport
Cellular component (GO): membrane
Molecular function (GO): ABC-type transporter activity; ATP hydrolysis activity; ATP binding
Source: RefSeq, a predicted model, not a curated record
AUAAACUGUUUGACAGUUUCAAAUUCUAAUAACGAGUAAUUGUUAACUGAAAAACUCCAUAAAAUGAAUGAAACUGAACAAACGGAACGUUCUCGAUGAAUGAUUCUGAUUUUCCGUCCAACUCUCCUCCUUGUGUUUACCUUCGUCAGAUUAGCCGCCUUGUUUAUAUUUUACGAUUGUCGUUUAUCAUUUGAAGAAGAUUUUGUGCUAGUAAUUGUCAACAAUAAAAAUUAUCAACUAUCUAAAAGUUUUGGAUUUAAUCUUCAAUCGAUUCUCUUAAUUCUUUAUUUCUCUUAUCGACUCCUGAUAAAAAGUUGUAGCGGAAGAUGAUGUCAGGGGGAGGACAAUUGUGAAAAAUUAAGUUUUGUUUUUUUAUUUUAAGAAAGAAUGGAUCGUGUUUGCGAAUCAAAAUUUUGGGAUCCCUCCUUAACAUGGAACACUACAGUACCACUUUUUACACCAUGUUUCUUGAAAGUUGGUUUAAUAUGGGCGCCUGUCGCAUUUUUUUGGCUGUUCAUUCCCUUAGAAAUUUAUUUUAUCUCAAGUACGAAAAAGAAAUUGAUUCCGUGGUCUGUUCUCAACAUUUCAAAAUUGGUGAUAAUUUUUUUAAUGAUGGCUCUCACAAUUGGUGACAUGUCUUAUCAAAUGGUACAAUUUUCAAAGACAGGCCAUGUUGCACCUUUUGAGUAUUACACUCCAUUUCUUCUUUUUCUGACACUGGCUGCGAAUGCUUUUGUAACACUAUAUCAACGAAAAAAAGGAAGGAUCACUUCUGCCGUAUUAUCACUGUUUUGGCUUUUCGCUUGCAUUGGAACUGCUGUUGGUUAUUACACUUCAUUGCAAAAACUUUAUAAUGAGAAUCUUAAUUUUGAUGCAGAGUUUGAACAGUAUCCUUUUACAAUGUAUGUGCUGUACUUUGCCUUUUCGUUUACUCUAUUCGUGUUUCAUGGUUUUGCAGAUCUGAAAGAAAAAACUAGCGAAAGAGAAUCUCCUGAGGAAAAGGCAUCUUUUUGGUCUCAAAUAACCUUCUUUUGGUUUAAUCCCAUGGCUGCUUUAGGCUACAGGAAACCUUUGACUGCAGAUGAUAUGUGGGAUCUUCCAGAAGAAAAUACUUCGAAGUACUUACAAGCAGAAUUUGACAAAUAUUGGCUACCUUUGGUUAAUAAAGUCUUAAAUCAUCAAAAAAAAGUAAAGACACAACUCUCUAGAAGAUAUUCAGAAAUGCCCACUGAUGACAAUGAAUGCAAAGUGACUAUUUCACCUGAUGAAUUGGAUAAAGAACUACCAAAACUCAGUAUUUUAAAACCUAUUCUUAAAGUAUUUGGAUGGCAGCUAUUUUUUACAGGAUCAUUGAAAUUCUUUUCUAGUCUUAUCACAUUUGUGAAUCCUUUAAUUUUGGAUAAAGUUAUUGCCUUUGUUGGAAGCAAUGAUCCUUAUUGGAUGGGAGUGGUCUAUGCUAUUGGAAUGUUUCUCUCCUCAAUGCUGGAAUCUUUUUUGAACGGUCAAUAUGAAUAUAGAAUUUAUAUCAUAGCCAUGAGAAUAAGAUCCUGUGUCAUUUCAGUUGUAUAUAAAAAGGCUUUGACUCUUUCAAACUCGGCCAGGAAGAAUUUCACUGUGGGUGAAGUAGUAAAUUUAAUGUCUGUUGAUACCCAAAGAGUGAUGGAUUAUGUUCAGAUGGUUAACUAUCUGUGGUCUGCUCCCCUUCAAAUUGGUGUCGCUAUCUAUCUCUUAUGGCAACAAUUAGGAAUUGCUACUUUAGGUGGCUUAAGUGUAAUGAUACUCAUGAUACCUCUCAAUGGCACUAUUAGUGUUUUCAUUCGAAACUUUCAAGUAAGCUUGAUGAAAGAAAAAGAUAUAAGAACUAAAUUGAUGAAUGAGAUUAUGAAUGGUAUUAAAGUUCUGAAAUUGUAUGCAUGGGAAAAUUCUUUCAUUAAAGAAGUGAUGAAGAUAAGAAACAGAGAAGUAGAUAGUUUGAGGGCGCAAGCUUAUUUGAAUGGUGCCAUCACUUUUGUAUUUUCAUCCGCUCCAUUUCUAGUCUCUCUGGCUAGCUUCGCUGCGUAUGUUUUGAUUGAUUCUAAUAAUGUAUUAGAUGCUAAUAAGGCUUUUGUUUCUCUGUCAUUAUUCAACAUUCUUCGGCUUCCAACAGCUUUCCUCCCCAUGAUUAUCACAUAUACUGCUAUGUUUGUAGUAUCCCUGAAAAGAAUAAACAAGUACUUACAAGGUGAUGAAUUGGAUAAGAGUAUUAUUGAACAUAAUCAAUCUGAAAGGGAUCCUGUUGUUAUUGAGAAUGGCACAUUCUCUUGGACAAAGUCUGAUCCUCCUACCCUCACUAAUUUGAACUUUAGUGUGAAAGAAGGAUCAUUGGUUGCUGUUGUUGGACAGGUUGGUGCAGGAAAAUCUUCACUUUUGUCUGCUCUACUUGGUGACAUGGUUAAGUGGUGUGGAAGAAUUAAUGUAAAGGGAAGUAUUGCAUAUGUGCCACAGCAAGCCUGGAUUCAAAAUGCCACCCUUAGAAAGAAUGUUCUUUUUACUAAGCGAUACGAUGAGCCAUGGUAUAAACGUGUAUUGGAGGCUUGUGCUCUUGCUCAAGAUUUAGAAAUUUUGCCAGGAGGGGAUCAAACUGAGAUAGGAGAAAAAGGUAUCAAUCUUAGUGGUGGACAGAAACAAAGAGUAAGCUUAGCUAGAGCUGUCUAUAAUGAUGCUGACAUAUAUUACUUGGAUGAUCCACUCAGUGCUGUUGAUGCUCAUGUUGGGAAACAUAUAUUUGAGGAGGUUAUUGGACCAAAAGGAGUUCUUAAGAAAAAGACUAGAAUUCUUGUCACACAUCGAAUAAGUGUCUUGCCAGAGGUAGAUACAAUAGUAGUUCUCCAAAAUGGCAAAGUUUCUGAGAUAGGCUCAUACAGUGAACUUUUAGCAAAGAAAGGAGCUUUUGCUGAUUUUCUCAUUCAAUAUUUACAAGAAAAUGCUGAAGAAGCUGUUGAGGAAAUGCCACUCGAUGAAUUGAAUUUAAUGCAAGAAAUAGCUGCUACCAUAGGAGUACCACCUGAAGUUACAAGACAACUGUCAAAACUAAGUGAUGGAACUGAUUCAGAUACAGCUAGCCCUGCAAAAUCUGAAAGAUCUCCUUCAAUAAUAGGGUCUGGAGAUGGUCUGCGUAAAAGAGCUAAAAGUUGGAAAGAGUCUUAUCAUCGGAGAGCCAGUAAAAAAUCUGUUGUAGAAAAGCCUAAAACUGGAACCAGGCUCACAGAAAAGGAAGGAAUGGAAGUUGGAUCUGUUAAAGCAUCUGUGUAUGUCGAUUACAUGAAAUCUUAUGGUUACUGGAACACAUUCUGGACAAUUUUGAGUUACACUUUGUCUACAGCAUUCAGUCUUGGAUCUAGUUUAUGGCUUUCUGCAUGGAGUGCAGAUGCUACUGACCCUGUGAAAAGUGUCGAUACAAAAUUACGUGAUUUACGUUUAGGUGUGUAUGGUGGACUGGGAGGUGGUGAAAUUGUUUUCACUAUAGUGACUGCCCUUCUCAUGAACCUUGCUUGUCUUCGAGCCUCAACAAUUCUUCACAAUGACAUGCUGAAUCACAUAAUGCAUGCCCCAAUGUCAUUUUUUGACACGACUCCUUUAGGAAGACUGUUAAACAGGUUCUCUAAAGACAUUGAUACAGCUGACGUCACUAUUCGAUUCAACAUAAGAAUGUUACUUAUUAUGUCAUUCAGAACUUUAGGUGCAGUCCUCAUAAUUUGCUUGGAAACGCCGAUAUUUAUUGUGGCUGCAAUUCCUCUUGGUAUUUUAUAUUAUUUCCUGCAGAAAUUCUACAUACCAACUUCUCGGCAGCUGAAGAGAUUAGAGUCGACCACUCGUUCUCCUGUUUAUUCCCAUUUUUCAGAGACUGUUACAGGGGCCACUUGUAUUAGAGCUUUUAGAGCAGAUCAGCAGUUUAUGACCCAUUCAAACAACCUAGUAGAUAUCAAUAAUGAAUCCUAUUAUCCAAGUCUUGGAGCUAGCAGGUGGUUGGCUAUUUAUUUAGAGUUUCUUGGAUAUACAGUUGUUUUCUUAGCUGCUCUUUUUGCUAUUUUGGCAAGAGAUACUUUGAGUCCAGGUAUAGCUGGGUUAUCAGUCAGUUAUGCUCUACAGAUGACUGGCCAAUUAAACAUGCUUGUUAGGGCCACAGCUGAUGUUGAGACUAACAUUGUUUCUGUUGAGAGAUGUUUAGAAUAUACCAAAACUCCAGUAGAAGCUGAUUGGAAAAAUGAAAAAAAUAAACCUGAUCCAUCAUGGCCUUCAGAUGGACAUAUUAAGUUUGAACAGUAUGCCACGAGAUACAGAGAAGGAUUGGAAUUAGUUUUAAAAGGAAUUUCAUGCAACAUUAAUCCAUCUGAAAGGUGUGGCAUUGUAGGACGAACAGGUGCAGGAAAAUCAUCCUUGACUCUAGCUUUGUUUCGCAUUGUUGAGGCUGCUGGUGGAAAAAUCCUUAUUGAUGGAGUAGAAAUUGCAAAACUUGGCCUCCAUGACUUGCGUUCUAAGUUGACAAUCAUUCCUCAGGAUCCAGUUCUUUUUACUGGUACAAUGAGAACAAAUCUUGAUCCGUUUGGCUCCUAUAGUGAUGAUGCUUUAUGGUUAGCUUUAGAACAAGCACAUCUGAAAGAUUUUGUUAGAUCUCUUGAAACAGGCUUAGAUCACGAAAUUUCAGAAGGCGGAGAAAAUCUAAGUGUUGGUCAAAGACAGUUAGUGUGCUUGGCCAGAGCAUUGCUACGUAAAAGCAGAGUUCUUGUUCUUGAUGAAGCAACUGCAGCUGUUGAUGUUGAAACAGAUGAGCUCAUACAAUCUACUAUCCGUACAAAAUUUACUGACUGCACAGUUUUAACCAUUGCACAUAGACUAAACACUAUCAUGGAUUAUGACAAGGUUAUUGUAUUAAGCAAAGGAGAAAUUGUAGAAAUGGAUUCACCAGAAAACCUUCUUAAAAAUGAGAAUUCUAUAUUCUAUAGUAUGGCAAAAGAUGCUGGACUUGUUUAAUUAAAAAAAAAACUCUCUUUAUGUACAUUGUGAUACUUUUAUAUUUAAAUAAAUUUUACAUCUAAACAGGCAAUAAGUCACCUAAAAUGCCUGUAAUGCUGCUAUACAGUAUUUCCUCUGCUUUUGAGUGUAUGUGAAAAAUUUAAAAUUGUACAACUACUUUGACUGCUCACAUUCUACACAGAGCUGAUUUUGAUUUUUUAAAACUUGCGGUUCUUAUAAACUUUUCUAAAUAAAAAUAAAUAUCUAUUUCCCAGUUGCAUGAUAUUUAUCUUUUUAAAUGAUGCAUAAACUUAAUGAGUUCGGUCUAGUUUAAAAAAUUAAACAAAAGGAAAUCAAAAUAUUUUUGUAAGAUCUAAAUAUUUUUGUAUUUUCGAACAUAAAUAUUUUGAAAGGAAAACUUUUGAGUUGUCUUUAGAUGUAAUUAAAUUAUUUCUUAUUGACUACUUAUUUACUUUUUUUUCAAUAUAUAAAUAGGUUUUAUUUUUAAAAAAAUAUUUGAAACUCUUUCAAACUUGUUUAAUUUGUGACUAGAAAUAUAUUUGAGUAUAUUUUGUUUUAUUCUUACUAUUCUUUGAAGAAAAUCGUUGAUUUUUGAUUCUUGAGUUGUUGAAUUUUAUGAAGUUUUAGAUGUAUAAGCUGUCAUUUGCACUUAGAAUUAAUAUAUAUCCUAACUUAAUAUUAAUUAGCUAGCUAACUCCCAGUUUUAUUUGAUGUCAGAGUCUGUCUCUUGCAGCUUACUUAGACUCAGUGCCAAAUAUUGUUGUUAGAAUGAUAUAAUUAACAGUUAUAGUAAGUAUUUAUUGUGUACAAUAUUUCAAUUUUACUUUAGGAAAUUUAAUAAUUAUUAUUAUAUUAAGUUGAACAAUUUACUUACUUAGAUUCUUAAAUUAUAUGAUUAAUAUAGCAAUUUAAUAUAAAAACAUGUAUGUAAUUCAAAGUUACACAAAAUUAAACUACUUAAAAUUGCUUCUUUUUUUUUUCAAUACAAAGUUUAUUUAAAAUUUUGUAAACCAUGUGAAGAAUUUACUAAUGUAGAAUUAAAAACGUUAAAUAAAAGAGAAAUAAUAUAUUUGAGUACAGUAGAUAUUUGAGUUAUGCAACUGUUUAAUUCCAUUUUAAGAAAUUUAAUAAUUAUUAUAUUGAGUUCAGCAAUUUACUUACUUAGGUUCUUAAAUUAUGUGACUGAUAUUUGGAAAUGUAACAAUUUAAUGUAAAAGCAUGUGUUUAGUCAUAAUUCAAAGUUUAUUUAAAAUUUAUGAAGUCGUGUAAAGAAUUUACAAAUGUAAAAUUAAAAACUUCAAAUCAAAGAAAAAUAAUAAAGUAGUUUAAACCCUUUGCCUUCCUUUGAGUAUUCUGAUCUUUCCAAACUUCAGCUGAUUGCUUUACUGCUACACAAACUUGUUUCCCCAAACUAUGAGAUAGAAGUGCUUAGUAGGGAAAAUUUGUAGCAAGUCGUAAUGUUUGGAGAAUUGUUUUGAAAAAUAUUUGUUAUAAAUAAAUUUCAUUGAAAAAAAAUUAUUUUAUUAAAAAGAUCUUUCUCUCUUUUUAAUUUAUGCAAAUUGUUAUCAUAAUUCCACCUUGUUUUUUAAUAAUGUAAAUGUACUUUAUAUUAUAUGGUUGCACAACCUUUUUGAAAACAAAGACCACAAAUAAAAAUUUGCUUAAAAAUGUAGAAAACUUUUAGUUUUUUAAACUUUAAAUUAAUAGUUCUACAUUUUGAAAGACUUAAAUCAAAUAAUUACAUUUUUUUUCUCCAAUUUUAUUGAAAUUAAUCUUAAAAAUAGUUUUAAAAAUUUUUAUAUAACUUUUUCAUGGUUGCUACUCUAUGGGGAGAAUGGGGAAAACCUGGAAUAUAAGGCAAUUUAAAAAUCAUCUGAAAUAACAGAAAAUAUGCAGAGAAUUUUUAAUUUUUCCUUGCAAACUGGGAAAAUGCAGGGAAUUCGGAAUUUUUCCUUGCAAACUAGGAAAAUACAGGGAACUUUUUUUCUUAUUUGUUUUUUUUUUUUUAAAAAAUGCCUACCUUUCAAAGUGCAAUCUAUGCGGUAUUGUUCAGCUUUACUAUCUCAUUUUUAUAGUAUUAUUUGUUAUAUGUAUGUGAAGCUGUUUCUUAUUUCUUAAAACUAGUUUAGUUACCCUAAUAUAGCUCACACAAGAGCACAGUAAUUGUGUUUCCUCUUAAUGUAUUGUGUAUAGGAAAAUCACUUGGAAUUUUUUUGCCAGAUUUGAGUGGCAACCCUGUUUUUAACGGUUAAUUUUUAGCUGCUAGUUAGGGUCUGCACAUUAAUCACUUGAGGGCUGCAGGUUUUACACCCCAAUUGUAUUAAGUAUUGUAUUAUGAAAAUAUAGUUUUUAUGUAUGUGUGCUAGUUAUAACUGUUAAAAGUUAUGUUGCAGUUAAAUGUUAAAAUUUUCUCAUCUACAGUUUUGCCUUUCUUUCAGUGCCUGAAGCUACAAAGCUCACUUAAAAACAAUACAUCGCUCAAUAACAUAAUGUUAUUUUCUUAUGAUUUAUUAUAGACUGUUUCAUUUUACUAGGGACUUAAAUAAUCAUUUUAUGUCUUGUAAAUAUCGUAUGAAAUUUUAUUUAUGCUUUGGACUGUGUUAUUUUUUUUUUAAAGUUUAUUUUAAAUGUAAUUUGUACAUAUAGUCCAUUUUCGACGGAUAUCUUUUAGCGUUUUGUAAGUUAUACUUAAAAUUUUUAGCUUGUACUUUAUUAAGCAUUAAUAUAUUUGUUUAAAAAACUGUAUUUAAAUCCAUCCAUCAAUUUUUCUCAAACUGCGUGGCUUAAAAACGAAUCAUUUCAGUAUUGUUUUGUAAUUUUUGUAAAUUCAAAUAAAAAAAAUGUUAUUUCGAA